Messenger RNA from Glarea lozoyensis ATCC 20868, 576 nucleotides. RefSeq lists its product as uncharacterized. NCBI's taxonomy places the organism in Eukaryota, Fungi, Ascomycota, Leotiomycetes, Helotiales, Helotiaceae. The transcript has 2 exons. The record is from RefSeq and is a predicted model, not a curated record. The coding region runs from base 1 to 576 and encodes 191 amino acids.
AUGCUUCUCCAUCACACCAAGAUCGCCCAUCGUGGACCCGGAGCUUCUUCCGCACAAAUCAUAAUAAAUGGUGCGGUACUGCCGCAUGUUUCUGUGCCGGCCGCCAACACCGCCAACGAGGGGGAUGCGAAUGUGUUAAAUACGUGCGUGGGAGACACGGCAAUCUGGGCUCUAUUCUCCCCCCAGUCUCCCCCCAAGCGAGAAUGGCAUUUCCCCGCGGAUGCGCUUCUCUCGACUCGCGAAAGGCCGAGAUCGAAUGAGCAGUGGCCCACGUCCAGUUUCCAUUGGCGGCUCAUCCUCGACAACCGCGAUACGGACCUGACGGGACUUCCACAUCGGUCAGCGUCCAACCACCUGGCUGGAUGGCAUGUCACUGUUACUGUCACAGGACGUAUAGAGAAAAGCAGAGAAUGGCAUGAUGUUGCAACGAUUCUGGCAUUGUGGCUGAACUCCACCGUGGGAGUCGACGACCCUGAGUCUUGGCAACGCGACUACAGAGUCUGGACUCGCAAGAAGCUUCAAACAACCUCAAAUACCGGCGGGGAUGGCUUCGUUGGGACCACACGAGAGAUCUAG